Neurospora tetraspora is the source of this 2112-nucleotide messenger RNA. RefSeq lists its product as uncharacterized. Bases 1 to 2112 code for a protein of 703 amino acids. Gene Ontology annotation, biological process: telomere maintenance via telomerase. The record is from RefSeq and is a predicted model, not a curated record. Gene Ontology annotation, cellular component: telomerase catalytic core complex. NCBI's taxonomy places the organism in Eukaryota, Fungi, Ascomycota, Sordariomycetes, Sordariales, Sordariaceae. The transcript has 7 exons. Gene Ontology annotation, molecular function: telomeric repeat DNA binding; telomerase RNA binding.
AUGUCGGCCAAGAGAAAGAGCGUCAGCUUCGUUGAGCUGGACUCAACCGGUAAUGAAAGCGACCAUGAACGGACUGAACCACCACCCAAGCGCCCAAAAUCAAAAGAAACAGUCAACAAUCAUGUUCCUCAACAUCAGCCCAAGCCGAGCCCCAUCACCCAAACCCUCCUCUCCCUCUACUACCCCCAAAUCCUCACUCUCCGCCAAUACGCCCUCUCCAAACUUCCAAAGUCCUCCAGAAUCCGCCGAAAGAAGAUCGCCGCAGUCGGCCUCUCCUCAAAUACCCCAGACCAAGAGACCAAGGUGUUAGAAACCGCCCUCGGCUUACUUCUAGACACAACCCUAGUCUGCUCUCGCGACCCUCCAGACACCACUCAAACUCAAAAGAAACAGAAACCAGAUUACCGGUGGGAACAGUGGGUUUCCUUUUCUCAGGGCGGAAAUAAGGGAGACGAAAGUCACGUUACCUUGUCUGAUGGGUUAAAGGGUGCCUUGUACUCGCAGUCUGACAUCGUCGACUUUGUCAUCUGGCUAUUAUUCUCCCGCUCAGGAUCCCGGGAGAAGUCCAAGACUGGCAAAGGAUGGCCUGGGCCGAAACAUCUCCUCUGCGAUGGCUUCCGGAAAGGUGUCCCUCCGCAGGGUCGAUCUGGUGAGAUUGCAGCAACCGGACAUCAUCAGAUACCGGGGGUGUAUGCGGUUCACACGAAUAACUGUGUAAAAGCGCUGAAAGAAGCACCAUGGCCGCAGUUUUUGCUGCUGUUAGGAAAAGAGGGAGAGAGGAUCAUGUUGGAUUUGUUGCUGGAUUGUGCCGUGUUUGUUGCUGUGAGAGAGGGAAAGGGGAAUUUGGUUCAGUUCGGUUUGCACAACGUCUUCACUUCGGUGGUAGACCGCCAACAGACGGCUCAGAAGUUUCAGGAUUAUACCCUCCGCGAGGAGGAGAUAGCCAAGAAGUUCCCUAAACCGGCCGAGGGAGAGAAGCAAAAGGUUAAGAUACCCAAGAGACUCAGGGAACCAGAGCAAAGGUCGCAAUCAAGCCAACUGCGAAUCUCAGCCCGCUCCUCUAGGUCAUCCCAAAGGAACCGCAAAAAGACACUUCAACCACAGUCAACUGCUGCCCCCGUCAUUAGGAAUUCUGACUCGCAGUCUCAUUCCCUCCUAGACCUUGCUACUCCCAUUUCGAGCAUAUCAGCCUUCUGUCAAGCGGUUCUAUCAAAAAUCAUACCCAACGACUUCUGGGGCUCUUCGUCAGAAGAAGGCCUUACUGGUGGUACCCAAGAGCAUAACAAAUCGGUCUUCCUCAAACACGUUGACCAGUUUAUCAAGCUUCGGAGGUUUGAGACAAAAGAACACAUUACGCAAAACCUCGUCAAAAUCGGCAAGAAGUACUACCGACAAAAGACGGGCAUCCCCCAGGGUUCUGUCCUUUCCAGCACUCUGUGCAACUACUUUUACGCUGAUCUUGAACGAUCUGAAGGUCUGGCAUUCCUGGGUCUAGGGACUGGAGAUGAUGGUGGAAAAGACUACGAGGAAAACCAGCAGGGGCAGGAAGACCGCGGGAGGAGGGGGUACGGCGUUACCAUCUCCCCUCACAAAAGUCUCGUCAAUUUUGACGUUUCCAUCAAAGACCAUUUGGUGCCGAAACUGAGCGGAGGCACGAGAUUUCCCUACUGCGGAUUGCAAAUCGACACCCAAACUUUGGAAAUCUGCAAGUCUGGUACUGGUACUGGGGUAGAGGCCGAUGACCACCAGAAAAAGGACCCGGUGAUUUUCAACGGGAUUACAGUUGAGUACUCCAAAAACCAAGGGCGAAACUUUCAGCGGAAGGUUCUCAAUACAAUCAAGUCCCUAAUCGAAGUGGCAUACCGCUUGGUGACGAGCAAGUCAAGACAAAAAAGAUACCCCGGUUAUCGGUGUAGCGUGGGCAGGGGACAGGUUGCGUGGCUCGCCAUGGUAGCUUGCAGACAAGUACUUGUCCGAAAACAGGCCGGUUACAAAGAAGUGCUCAGAUGGUUGGAGGAGGAGAUACAGAAACUGACGACGGCUGGUGAUAAGAAGAAGAUGGAUACGAGGCUGUUGGUCAAAGUGGCGAGGGAAAUUGCUGUUCGGCCUUAG